Penicillium chermesinum is the source of this 255-nucleotide messenger RNA. RefSeq lists its product as uncharacterized. The record is from RefSeq and is a predicted model, not a curated record. Bases 1 to 255 code for a protein of 84 amino acids. The transcript has a single exon. Lineage: Eukaryota; Fungi; Ascomycota; Eurotiomycetes; Eurotiales; Aspergillaceae.
AUGUCGCCAUAUCGCGAAGGCCAGCCUUCCACCAGUCACCGGCGCCGUAUCCGCGCCAAAGUAGGCCCGCCGAUCCACCUGCUGACCUACUGUAAGGUCGAUGUAAGUCUGGUCACUAUCACCGUCCUGACUCCUAAGCUUCUUCAGGACCUACGCAGUAGUAGCCCAAUUGCCGUUAACUGUUACACGGAGCGCCUAUUUUCACCGGCAAAUCCCGACCCAACAUUCAUGUCGCCACUGCCUGUAUCCAGGUGA